AUGAAGGUGACGGUGACAUUUGGCCAGACGGGUGUGGUGGUGCCUUGUAAAGAGGGAUGGACUGUGAGGGACCUUAUCCAACAAGCCACCCAGAGAUACAGAAAACUGCUGGAACAGGAAGGGGAAUUCGUGGUUCGGACACACCACCUUGAAUACUGUGAUGGAGGGAUUCUGGACCCUGAUGACGUACUUAGUGAUCUCGUGGAGGACAAGGACAAGCUAAUGGCUGUAUAUGAGGAACAGGAAGCCCAGGAGAGAGAUGCAGCCAACACAAGCCCCGCUUCCAGCCAUGAUCGCUACCAGGCCGAGCUGUCGGUCUUCCAGCCAAUUACAGGAGGAGAAAUAGAAGUAAAUUCAUCAGCACUCAAGUCAAACACCCCCUUGCUGGUGAGAAGCAGCAGUGAUUCAGCUCUGGGCGCUCAGUCAGCAGAGCGUGAACCCCUCCGCACUGAAGAUACCUCUGUGAUGGCAGCAUGUCCCGUUGCCAGACCCCAAGUCCAAUAUGCUGUCAAUGACAGCCUGACCAGGACAGUGGAGAUCAUAGGAGGUGAUAGUCCUUUGGGAAUCCAUGUUGUCCCUUACUGCUCAUCUCUUAGUGGACGGUCUCUUGGUUUGUAUAUCCGUGGGGUGGAAGAAGAAAGUCGCUCAUAUAAGGAGGGCUUGUUCCAGGAGGAGGAGUGCAUCGUCAAGAUCAACAACACAAAUCUCAUGGACAAGACUUUUAGCCAAGCCCAAGAAAUCUUUCGGCAGGCUAUGCACUCCCCCGUGGUGUCUUUGGAAGUACUCCCCUCAUCCAGCCGAGAACGCUUUGAGAAGGGUUUGAUAGGUCAGCUGUUUAGCAACAAUGGUGCGCCUGACAGCAGUCCCCGAAUUCCCAAAACCAAAGAAGCACCGCCGCCUGUCAAAGCCAAACCUGUGUUUAAGCCUCCUGAGAGCGCAGUUGUAAGAGUGGCAGAGGACUCUGGCUCUCUAGAAACUGCUAGAACAAAAGGGGGGAGUGAGAGCUCACUUUCUGAAAAAAGCCCUGCCCUGUCCAGCUUAAUGGCCAAUAAGAAAUGUGGACGCAGAUUGAGAAUUGACCUUAAGAAAGGUUCAGAAGGUCUUGGAUUUACAGUGGUAACCAGAGAUUCUUCAGUCCACAGUCCUGGUCCAAUCCUUGUCAAAAACAUUCUGCCACGUGGAGCGGCUGUCAAAGACGGACGCUUGCAAUCAGGAGACCGCAUAUUAGAGGUCAACGGCGUGGACAUUACAGGUGUCGGUCAAGAAGAACUUGUGUGCAUGCUGCGCAGUACGCGCCACGGAGAGAGUGUGUGUCUUGUGGUUCUACGGCAGGAGGACAUUUUUCUGCCCCGAGAGAUGAAAGACGAGGGGCUCCCUGAGCAUGGCUUAAUUCUGGAGAAUGGAAAGGAGCAACUUAUGUUUGAGGUGCCCCUCAAUGACUCUGGCUCGGCAGGGCUGGGUGUUAGCCUUAAAGGAAACAAGUCAAGAGAGACUGGUGAGGACCUGGGAAUUUUCAUCAAAUCCAUUAUACAUGGAGGAGCUGCUUACAAGGAUGGACGUUUGCACAUCAAUGACCAGCUUGUCGCCGUGAAUGGAGAAUCACUGCUUGGCCGCUCCAAUCAUGUGGCCAUGGAGACACUCCGCAGCUCCAUGUCACAUGAGGGAAAUGUAAGAGGGACCAUCCAGCUUGUGGUUAUGAGAGUUGUGAAGGAUCAGCACAGUCUGUCGUCAAAUCGCUCAUUUGACAACUCUCCGAUCUUGUCUGGUUUGAUGAACCAAGUGAAUGGCCCCACAGGAUCAGUUUAUCAGAGUAACAAUCACAUUAACAGCACACUCCACACGUCUGAUGGGUCAUAUGCAAGUUAUGCUCCCAUGGAUGAAGAAGCAGAACAGAAUGGUCGUGGAACAGAAUUGAGAAACUCUGAUCAUCAGUAUUCCUACCUACAGGAAAGGGAAGCAUCUCUGUCCCAGUAUGACAUCCAGCUUCAAUCCCAGCAUGUCAAGGCCUCCAAGAGCAUAGACUUGGGCUCCACACCCAACCAGCUGUACACUAAUAAAAGUCAUGGUGGAUCUCCUGAUGAAAACACUGCAGCUACACCAACUCCUGCCGGACUUGGCCCCACUCUCGGUUUGAAAAAAUCCUGUUCUCUGGAAAGUCUGCAAACAGCUAUGUCUGAGGUCAACAGAAAGAAUGAACUACUCCCUUUUCACCGCCCUCGUCCAAACAUGACCAGAGGAAGAGGUUGCAACGAGAGUUUUAGGGCAGCUAUCGAUAAGUCCUACGAUGGGCCACCUGUAGAUGUUGACGAUGCAUCGGAGCCGAGCUCUGGACGGGAAACGCCAGCAAGUAGCUCUUCACGCCAAGGGUUAGGCGAUCCGGGGGAGGAGAAAACAAAAGCAGAGAAGAAAAAGAAAAUGAAAACAAAAAAAGAAAAGAACAAAGGAAAAGCAAAGGAAAAAAUGAAGAAAAAAGCAGAGGAGUCUGAGGAGACGGAAAAGAAGUCAAAGAAAAUUGGCUUUGGCCUGCUGAGAUUUGGAAAGAAAAAAGAGGACAAGAAGGAGGCCAAGACUGUUUUGCAGCGCCAGAAAUCAGACACUCUUGUUGACCUGGAAUUUGAAAGGAUGAAAGAAGAUCGUGAGAGACUUGAGGCAGGACAUCCAGAACUGCACAAUCACCUCUCCAAAGACCAAAAAGAUCAAUUUGGCAGAUCCAUAUACGAAAAUGUGGAGGACGAUGAAACGGAUCCUCACUAUGCCCGAAUACAAUCCUUUAAGGACCGUGAUAUGAUUUCACCACCUCCGCCACUGCUUCAGUCUUCCCCGCAUAAUACAGUCCAGCAUAGCCAUAUCAGGACGCCGUCUCCCCAGGCCGCAGUAACCUUUUCUGGGCAAGCCAAUCGGAGUUAUGACCCGGGAGCUGUACCUGAAGACCAGUUUGAUAGGCUGUAUGCAAAGGUCAACAAACCCAAAGGAGCUGGGACGACCUCCGCUCCGGUAUCUGCUUCAUCCAAUGACAGCAAUAUGGACCGCAUCCAGCAGCUGAGAAAAGAAUAUCAACUGGCAAAAAGAGAGGGAAUGGUGCCCACAUAUGAAGAACUGGAACCUCGACGACUAGGGCAUGAAAAGGACAGGAUUCCAAGCAGAGGGAAAGAUCAUCGAAUGGCACCACAAUACGAUGAUGUGGAGCGUCAGUAUGCCUCCUUACCAAGACGAGGUCCAUUGGAUCCAGCUGAGUACACCAUGCAUCCCUGGUCAGGUCAUUACAUUGGCGCUCCCCAAGGUUACCACAAGGCCCCAUCCUACCUUAACCCCAGCUCCCAGUCCCCUCCAUCUUUCUCCAGCUACCCCUCCAGUCAGCCUUACUCACGGCCGUCGGACCCUCGGGGAGUUGACUCUGGUUUUUACCCUCAGCCAAGCUCCCAGCAGAGAGGACCCUUGCGGCAGGAUGUGCCCCCAUCACCCACCCCGCCGCUUCGGGGACCGCGGUACGACACCAUGACCCGUAGAACUGCUGGCGGAGGAGGUUACAGGCACCUUGUGGAUCCCAAACCAGAGCAGUUCAGCUACACUGGGGAGAGUGGACGCCAGCAACAUCAACACCAAACCAACCCAAGGCAGAAGAAUGCCAUGACAGCAGCUGUGUAG
Messenger RNA from Nerophis lumbriciformis (worm pipefish), 3645 nucleotides. The record is from RefSeq and is a predicted model, not a curated record. NCBI's taxonomy places the organism in Eukaryota, Metazoa, Chordata, Actinopteri, Syngnathiformes, Syngnathidae.